AUGAAUAUCCUUCAGCAACUCGCGCAGUUGCUAGAUCGCCCAUUCUUCCCCUGGAAGAAGGUGAUCGUGGGCUUUUCGGUCGGCCAGUUCAUCCUUGAAGGAUUCCUCUCGUUACGACAGUAUGGGAUCCUGCAAAAAACGAAGCCUCCAAAGGUUUUGGAGGAGGAGGUUUCGCAAUCUGUCUUUGAUAAGAGCCAGGCAUAUGGACGGGCAAAGGCCAAAUUCGGUUUCGUGUCGGGUCUCUAUGGCCAAAUCCAGAACCUCGCAAUCAUUUACUACGAUGCCCUGCCAAAACUGUGGGCUGUAACCGGUCUUUUCCUCACCCGCUACAUGCCCGAACGUUUCACCGGAGAAAUAUCUCAUACCUUGGCCUUCGUCUUUACCUUUAACAUCAUCACCACGAUCCUGUCUUUGCCAAUCUCGUAUUACAGCACUUUCGUCAUUGAGGAGAAAUUCGGCUUCAACAAGCAGACUCUCAAACUAUGGGUUACGGAUAUGAUCAAGGGGCAAUUCUUGGGAAUUGUUCUUGGAGUUCCGAUCAUCAGCGCUAUCUUGAAAAUCGUCCAGAAAACUGGCACUAGCUUUUUCUAUUAUCUAUGGCUCUUUGGCAUCUUUGUCCAGCUAUUCGCUAUCACUAUCUACCCAAUUGCCAUUCUGCCGUUGUUCAACAAGCUAACCCCCCUGGAACCCGGAAAACUGAAGGCUGGUGUUGAGGACCUGGCCAAAAAGCUCAAGUUCCCGCUUAAGGAGCUGCAUGUCAUUGAUGGUAGUAAGAGGAGCGCUCACAGCAAUGCCUAUUUCUAUGGGCUUCCAUGGAAGAAGCAUAUUGUCAUUUAUGAUACUCUGAUUGAGAAGAGUGAGCCUGAGGAAGUCGUUGCGGUUCUGGGGCAUGAGUUGGGCCACUGGAGUCUUAACCACACCACUAAGCUUUUUGGAAUUGCACAGUUCCAUAUGUUCUACAUCUUUGCUCUUUUCUCCGCCUUUGUGAACAACAAAUCAUUGUACCAUGACUUCGGAUUUAUCAACGAGAUGCCCAUUAUGAUUGGCUUUAUUCUAUUCUCUGACGCCCUCGCCCCAAUGGACGCCGUGGUUAAACUCCUAAUGAACAUUCUAAGCAGAAAAUUCGAAUUCGAAGCCGAUGCCUUUGCCGUAAACCUUGGAUACUCCACCGAGCUCGCCAAGUCCCUCCUCAAGCUCCAGAUUCAGAACCUUUCCACCAUGGACGCAGACUGGAUGUAUGCCAGCUACCAUUAUUCGCAUCCAAUUCUGACGGAAAGACUUGCAGCCCUCGGCUGGAGUGGAGGAAAGGUGACCGAGGGUAAAUCAGAAGACAGCGAGAAGCCAGUCAAGGCUACGGAUCGGGAGCCGUGA
Messenger RNA from Blastomyces dermatitidis ER-3, 1371 nucleotides. RefSeq names its product STE24 endopeptidase. The record is from RefSeq and is a predicted model, not a curated record. The transcript has 5 exons. Gene Ontology annotation, cellular component: endoplasmic reticulum membrane. Gene Ontology annotation, molecular function: metalloendopeptidase activity. Gene Ontology annotation, biological process: CAAX-box protein processing. NCBI's taxonomy places the organism in Eukaryota, Fungi, Ascomycota, Eurotiomycetes, Onygenales, Ajellomycetaceae. The coding region runs from base 1 to 1371 and encodes 456 amino acids.